CACACUCCAACUGCAUUUCAACUGCCUUGAUAUACUAGUUGUCACCAUAUCAUGGAGUACGAAGACGUGCUGCGACAGUACCUCGGUGAGUUCGGCAGGUACCAGAAACUGGCAGCUCUGCUCAUCGUCCUGGUCGGUCCGUCUGUCGGGGCAACCAUGUUCGCCCAGGCCUUCCUAGCGGCCAAACCGGCGCACCACUGCCGCCUCUACCAGAACGGCUCCUCGGCGAUGUACGGCCACCCUUCCGACAGUCUCAACUUCAGUGUUCCCAUGGAAAACGUGGACGGCACGUGGAGGUACAGCUCUUGUCUGAUGUACAAUGGAACUGGUGGAACAUCCGAGGGGAGUAACCAAACAGUGAGAUGUAGCGACGGUUGGGAGUACGACCAGAGCGUGUAUCACAGCACUGUUGUUACAGACUACGACCUGGUGUGUGAGCGACACUGGUUAAAGGAACUUGGACAGUCCAUCUUCAUGGUGGGGGUGAGCGCUGGGGGACUCAUCUCAGGAAUGACAUCAGACAGAUUUGGGCGCCGUCCCACAGUUGUAGCCUGUAUCGUGCUGCAGAUGGGUUCAGGACUGGCUGCUGCCUUCACCACAGAUUACGUCAUCUUCCUGGUUCUCCGCCUGCUUGCCGGGGGGGCUGCCAACGGUCUGUUCUUCGCUGGCUUAACUCUAGCCAUAGAAGUCAUCGGCUCGUCCAAGCGGAAUGUGGUGGGAAUGACGUUUAUGUUUAGCUGGGCCGUUGGAACUGUGUUUCUCGGAGGUCUUGCGUACUUCUUGCGUGAUUGGUGGAGUCUUCAGCUGGCCUUGGCAGUUAUGUCAGCGCCGCUCCUCUCGUACUGGUGGUACGUAUAUACGCUUCUCUCAGAAUCGCCAAGAUGGCUCCUAAGCAACAACAGAACCGAACAAGCCAAAAUCAACAUCCAGAAAGCAGCUAAGUUCAACAAGGUCACCAUACCAGAUGAUGUCUACGAAAAAGUCACAAAACCAAAGGACAAAGAAGCUUGGAAAAAGUCUAAGAAGUACAAUUUGACCGACCUGUUCCGUGGUCCUCGUCUGAGGAGGAUCACAGUUACGAUGUCUUCCGUCUGGUUUGCCACUGUGGUUGUGUACUACGCCUUGAUCAUUGGUUCUGCCGACCUUGCCGGUGACCCCUACCUGAACUUCGUCCUCGGCGCACUGCUGGAGAUCGGGCUGUCCCUGUUGGCACUGGUCGCCAUGGAGAAGUGGGGGAGGAGGCCUGUGGUUGGUGGAUUUCUGUUUCUGUCAGGAGCCGCUUGUCUGGCAGUAGCAGCAACACCAACAGAACGACAGGAUGUUAUCCGGUACAUCUCUCUGCUCGGUCGGUGUGCCAUCGCCGCCGCCUUCAAUUCCCUGGCCGUGUACUCCUCGGAGGUCUUCCCAACCGUAGUCAGGGCGAUGGGCAUUGGCGUGGCCAACAUGUCGUCCCGGGUAGGCGGCAUCCUGUCCCCGUUCGUGUCCCUGCUGGCGGACGUGUGGCCGCCCCUCCCCAUGCUCACGUUCGGGAUACUCUGCACUCUCGGCGGUGCCGGAGUCUUCAGCCUUCCCGAGACGUUCGGAAUCCCUCUGCCGGAUACACUUGAAGACGGCGAGAAAUUGGGAAGGAAGCAGCAAACAAAGAUUGGCACAACAGACAAGACAACCGAACCCGAACACAACCGUGGACCUGUUGUUGUUAGUGGCCACGUGAUCUGCGAUAAUGACGUUUUCUAUCAUGAUGAAUUUUGAUACGCCCUGAUAAUAGAUCUAUCGACGGGGCGAUUCAUGCAUAUCUGUCAAUGUCAACCCGAAAACCAGAGCGCGCCGGUUCGAUCUGUUGUGCUGAUACAAUGGCGUCUAUCAAUAUCAAAAUAUCAGGGAAUAGAAUAUUGGGAUGACAAAACAAAGACUGGCCUGAGCUUAGUCUUAGUAGGAACAAUAACUACAUUGACAGGUGGCGUAUAUGACAUGUAACAUUAUAGGUCAUGCUUGUUGGUAUUCAACUUAAAAAAAUGAUUGCAAUUUAUGUAUUUUGUGUGCUGAGGUGUUGACAAAUAACAUUUUUAGACGGUUUUGAUCCCCGGUGGUGAUGGGUUUAUUGAAUCAGUGUAAAACAAUGAACAUGUAACAUGUAAAACAAUGAACGUUCA
Molecule: messenger RNA, 2153 nt
Organism: Branchiostoma floridae (Florida lancelet)
Lineage: Eukaryota; Metazoa; Chordata; Leptocardii; Amphioxiformes; Branchiostomatidae
Product: organic cation transporter protein-like
Exons: 9
Coding region: 52-1752 (566 amino acids)
Biological process (GO): transmembrane transport
Cellular component (GO): membrane
Molecular function (GO): transmembrane transporter activity
Source: RefSeq, a predicted model, not a curated record